This is a messenger RNA of Gymnogyps californianus (California condor), 1519 nucleotides long. RefSeq names its product coenzyme Q3, methyltransferase (gene COQ3). Gene Ontology annotation, molecular function: 2-methoxy-6-polyprenyl-1,4-benzoquinol methyltransferase activity. The transcript has 7 exons. Bases 1 to 1065 code for a protein of 354 amino acids. Lineage: Eukaryota; Metazoa; Chordata; Aves; Accipitriformes; Cathartidae. Gene Ontology annotation, biological process: ubiquinone biosynthetic process. The record is from RefSeq and is a predicted model, not a curated record.
AUGUGGGGCGGCAGCGGGGCGGCCCGGGCUCUCACCCGCGCCCUCGGGCGCCGGCGGCCGGCGGCCGCGCUGCCGGGGGCUGCGGGCGAUGACCAUGCUGAUCUGUCUUGUCAGACAGGCCUGAGAGGUACCCGUCAGAACUACAACUGGAAAAUACAGCUGAAAUCCAAUAGUACUCUGCCUGUCUCUCAUACUGAAAUAAAAAGCAGCGUGCUCACUGUGAAGAGACUUUUCAGCACUUCGCACCCAUCAGUGGAUCCAAAGGAAAUGAAAAAAUUCCAGCUCCUUGCACAUAAGUGGUGGGAUGAAGAAGGAGAAUAUUCAGCCCUUCAUUCUAUGAAUGAUAUUAGAGUGCCAUUUAUUAGAGAUACUCUGUUGAACAUGAGUAAUAAUUAUCAUCUGGGAAAUCCACUUUCUGGCAUAAAGAUUCUUGACAUUGGCUGUGGCGGUGGACUACUAAGUGAGCCUUUAGGUAGACUGGGAGCUUCAGUUACUGGAAUUGAUCCUCUGGAGGACAACAUUAGAACAGCAGAUCAGCACAAGUCAUUUGAUCCGGUCCUGGCCAAGAGAAUACAGUACAAGUCCAGUUCACUGGAGGAGAUUGUGGAAGAGUCUAUGGAAACCUUUGAUGUAAUUGUAGCUUCUGAAGUAGUGGAGCAUGUGGCUGACCUUGGGACGUUUAUCAAGUGUUGCUCUCGGGUGUUAAAGCCUGAAGGUUCUUUAUUCAUUACUACAAUCAAUAAAACACAGUUGUCCUAUGUCCUGGGAAUUGUGGUUGCAGAAAAAAUAAUGGGCAUAGUACCAGAAGGAACACAUGAGUGGGACAAGUUUGUUCCCCCCGAAGAGCUGGAGCACCUCCUGGAAUCAAAUGGCUUUUCAGUCAAGACUGUGAAUGGGAUGUUGUAUAAUCCCCUCUCGGGGUCGUGGAGCUGGAUGGAAAGCACGAGUGUUAACUAUGCAGUGCAUGCUGUGAAGUCUGGGGCUCAGGGACAGUCAAGCCCGACAGACGCCCUGUCAGAGAUGGAAAGCGAACAGCCCUCAGCCACAGCUGGCACUGCCAUGUGACUGUCUGAGAUGUGUGGUGAUGGACUGUCACCAGGAACAGAAAAGAAGGUUUUACCCAGAUGGACAUAAUAAAACCUUUUGUAACAACAAGUUUGCUGUUUGCAUUAAUAAUGCUUAUGCUAUUUUUGGCCAAGUAUUUUAGGGCAGUCUCAGAAAAAAACAAGUGCCCAUUAUCUCAGGAAUCUUUUAAGAUUGAAAUGAGCAAAGCUUUUAACGAGUAGGUAUUUUUUACAAGAAAGUAGUUUCAAAUUGUUGGACAGGGAAAUGCAAAUUAUUCUGUCAGUAGCUUGGAGGAAGCUCUUAUGUGAUGGCAUUUUCAGUCCUACCAGGAAAAUUCAGAUCUCCAUAGAAUAAUAGCUUAAAUGUAGAAUGAGUUAAAAAGCACAAUGAUGUAUGAUAAAUAAAAUGCCUUAGGUAUUUAAGUUACUUGGUUAAAACACAUGAAACUCUAUAU